Molecule: messenger RNA, 3043 nt
Organism: Vicugna pacos (alpaca)
Lineage: Eukaryota; Metazoa; Chordata; Mammalia; Artiodactyla; Camelidae
Gene: RETSAT
Product: retinol saturase
Biological process (GO): retinol metabolic process
Cellular component (GO): endoplasmic reticulum membrane
Molecular function (GO): all-trans-retinol 13,14-reductase activity
Source: RefSeq, a predicted model, not a curated record
CGUCGGAGGCUUGGCGUCCCGCCCAAAGAGUGCUGGUUGGUCAGCGGUCCAAGCUGCCUCCGCCCCCCGGCUGGGAGGCCAGGCUGCCUCGGGGGCGCCGCGGGAGCAGUCCGAAGCGACAAGCUGCCCGCGUCCGGCGCCGGCGCGAUGUGGCUGUCGCUGCUGCUGCUGCUGGCCGUGCUGCUGCUGGCGGUCCUCCGCAAAGUUUACAAGGGGCUGUUUGCAGGCGGCUCCCCGAAUCCCUUCCUCGAGGAUGUCAGGCGACCACCCGCGCCCCUGGUGACCGACAAGGAGGCCAGGAAGAAGGUUCUCAAGCAAGCUUUCUCAGCCAGACUGGUGCCAGAGAAGCUAGAUGUGGUGGUGAUUGGCAGCGGCUUUGGGGGCCUGGCUGCCGCUGCGAUCCUGGCCAAAGCUGGCAAGCGAGUUCUGGUGCUGGAACAACACACCAAGGCAGGAGGCUGUUGUCAUACCUUUAGACAGAAUGGCGUUGAAUUUGACACGGGAAUCCAUUAUAUUGGUCGCAUGCAUGAGCACAGCUUUGGCCGUUUUACCUUGGACCAGAUCACUGAGGGGCAGCUGGACUGGGCUGCCUUGCCCUCACCCUUUGACAUCAUGGUACUAGAAGGGCCCAGCGGCCGAAAGGAGUUUCCCAUGUACAGUGGGAAGAAAGCGUACGUUCAAGGCCUCAAGGACAAGUUUCCCCAGGAAGAAGCUGCCAUCGACAAGUAUAUAAAGCUGGUGAAGGUGGUAUCCAACGGAGUCCUUCAUGCCCUGUUGUUGAAGAUCCUCCCGCUGCCUGUGGCUCAGGUGCUCAGCAAGUGCAGGCUGCUCACCCGAUUCUCUCCGUUCCUUCGCGCGUCCACCCAGAGCCUGGCCGAGGUCCUGCAGCAGCUCCCAGCCUCCCGGGAACUCCAGGCGGUGCUCAGCUACAUCUUCCCCACAUACGGUGUGACCCCCAGCUAUGCGACCUUUUCCAUGCAUGCUAUGCUGGUUGACCACUACCUGGAAGGGGCCUUUUACCCCCGAGGGGGCUCCAGUGAAAUCGCCUUCCACACCAUCCCUGUGAUUCAGCGGGCUGGGGGCGCUGUCCUGACGAGGGCCCCUGUGCAGAGCAUCUUGCUGGACUCAGCUGGGAGAGCCUGUGGUGUCACCGUGAAGAAAGGUCAAGAGCUGGUGGACAUCCACUGCCCUGUCGUGAUCUCCGACGCGGGACUGUUCAACACCUACAAGCACUUGCUGCCCGAGAAGGCCCGCUCUCUGCCAGGCGUGAAGCGGCAGCUGGGGAUGGUGCGGCCCGGCUUGAGCGUUUUCUUGGUCUUCGUCUGCCUCCGAGGCACCAAGAAGGAACUGGGUUUGCAGUCCACCAACUACUACGUUUAUUUUGACACAGACAUGGACAAGGCGAUGGAGCGCUACCUCUCUAAGCCCAGGGACGAGGCUGCAGCCCACAUGCCCAUCCUCUUCAUUGCUUCCCCUUCGGCCAAGGACCCGACCUGGGAGGACCGGUACCCAGACCGGUCCACCCUGGUCAUGCUGGUGCCCACCUCCUACAAGUGGUUCGAGGAGUGGCAGGGCGAGCCCCAGGGAAAGCGGAGCAGCGACUACGAGGCCCUCAAAAGCUCCUUCGUGGAAGCCUGUCUGUCAGUCGCCCUGAAGCUAUUCCCACAGCUGGAGGGCAAGGUGGACAGUGUGACGGGAGGAUCCCCGCUGACGGCUCAGUUCUACCUGGCGACUCCUCAGGGUGCCUGCUACGGGACUGAACAUGAUCUGAGCCGCCUGCAUCCUCAUGUGAUGGCCUCCAUGAGGGCCCAGAGCCCCAUCCCCAACCUCUACCUGACAGGCCAGGACAUCUUCAUCUGUGGGUUGAUGGGAGCCCUGCAAGGGGCCCUGCUUUGCAGCAGCGCCAUCCUGAAGCGGAACGUGUACUUAGACCUUCAGAAGCUUGGCUCAAGGAUCCAGGCACAGAAGAAAAAGAAUUAGUUCAGUUGGGGAUGAAUCAGCGGAAUUUGGCUGAUGCUGUGGCACCGCCCUGACUUACCUAGUCUUUCUGCAUUACUUCCUUGAUCACGUCAAUCACUCUAAUUUGUUGCUGUUUUUUGAGUAGAUGUCCAACACACAGGGCUAGCAUACAGCUUCUUCCAGCCAGGGCAGGCGGUGCUCGUCCACACCUUUUGUAACACACCAUCCCGAAAAAGGCCCAGUGUGGGCUACUAAUUUGGGCAGCUUUAAUGGCUCGUUGACAGUGGUCUGCAUUCCACACCCACACUUCCAGACUCUGAGCCCUUGGACGGAGUGUCUUUUGGCCACAUGGCUAGAACCUUCGAGUGUGGGUGAGCUGAAGCCUGGUGGGCCGGUGGGUCCUGUGGGCCCGAGGCUUCUCCUCCCGUUCACUCUGUGCUGUGCUGCAGGUCUGCACUGUGGAGGAGAGGAUGCCUGAUGAGCAAGGUUGUGGUUUAGUUCCACAGGGUCAGAGGCUCCAGAUCCCAUUUUUCUGGUUCCAGUGGCUCUUUCAGAGGGUGGGGAAACCCGUGUGAUAGGCUCCGUGUGGAUGUGGGAGCCGGGGGUCAGACAGGACGCGUUAGAAGGCAAGGUAUGCGGUAGGAGGGCACAUCUAGUUCGUAUGUAGCCAGGCCCAAGGCUCGUCUUCUUUCUGAUCCAGGUGACAUGAGGGUCUCACGUGCCGGCACCGAGAUACCCUCCCAGAGCUCAGGGCCUGAGCCUUAAAGCUCAUCUUCCAAAAAUACACAGCAAGGUAGGGGUGUUUGUAGUCAGACACAUUAUGACAAACAGCCCAGCUACCUCCCAGACCUAGAAUACCGGCUGCCUGGUUUCUGGGUUUGGAAAUCAGUCAGGAUCAGAACCCGAAAGGCUAUAGAAAGUGUGCCAAGUCUGGGAGUGGCAUUUCAGUUUAUUGGUACCUACGUGUGGAGCGGGUGGGAAGGAGAAUGAAGGCCAAAGGUUAAAAAAAAUGACCUUUUACUUGUGUUAGACCUUAUUUCAGUUCAUUUUUAUGCCAUAUUAAUAAAUUUGAUAUUAAGAGGGG